AUGCGUACGCUUUUCACUGCGGAAUUGACGUUCCUUCAUCGGCAACCUUCCCAUUCUUGUGUUCGCUCACCCGUACAGGAAGGCGAUCGUUACUUAUACAAGAAAUGCUGCUCAAUACAGGGGAAAGGUGGAGGGAAGGCUUGGGAUGGAGAAGGGACUGGCAUGGGAUCAAGCCCAUGUGCCCCACGUCUUAUCUCACAUGCUCCAGCAGAAGUAUUCUUCCACACAAGAGCUGAUGCUGACUAUGUAGUUUUGCCUUGUUCCGCUGAAGGAAACCCUUCACCUGAGAUUACGUGGUUUAAGAACGACAUCGAUGUGGUAAGUUAUUUACUUAUAAUUUUAGUUGACAUUAGAACCCAAAAAUUACGUCAAUGCCUUCAAUUACAAAAGAAAUCUUGCCCUGCCAAAGAAAAUGCUUGAAA
Strongylus vulgaris is the source of this 422-nucleotide messenger RNA. NCBI's taxonomy places the organism in Eukaryota, Metazoa, Nematoda, Chromadorea, Rhabditida, Strongylidae. The record is from the annotation of a GenBank genome assembly.